Messenger RNA from Juglans regia (Persian walnut), 1191 nucleotides. Its product is annotated as cationic peroxidase 1-like. Gene Ontology annotation, molecular function: heme binding; peroxidase activity. Lineage: Eukaryota; Viridiplantae; Streptophyta; Magnoliopsida; Fagales; Juglandaceae. Bases 74 to 1036 code for a protein of 320 amino acids. The record is from RefSeq and is a predicted model, not a curated record. Gene Ontology annotation, biological process: response to oxidative stress; hydrogen peroxide catabolic process. The transcript has 4 exons.
AAACACUGAACUCAAGGUUUCUUGCAUUGGCAUUUGUGUUUAAAUUUUUAAACACAUUUAUAUAGAUAUCAAUAUGGCUUCCUUUUCCUUCUCCUUAACUCUCUACUUAUCUAUUUUCUUGCUUCUGUUGGGAAUAGCUUCUGCUCAGCUGUCAACCAACUUCUAUUUGCGUUCAUGUCCUUCGGCUCUCUCUAUAAUUCAAGGGGCAAUAAGCAGUGCAAUAUCUUCAGAGCGUCGUAUGGGGGCCUCGUUGCUUCGCCUCCAUUUCCAUGACUGUUUUGUUAAUGGUUGUGAUGCAUCAGUACUGUUGGAUGAUACCAGCAAUUUCAAAGGAGAGAAGACGGCAGGCCCCAAUUCAAAUUCAUUGAGAGGAUAUGAGGUGAUUGAUAGCAUUAAAACCCAACUUGAAAAGCAAUGCCCUGGAGUUGUAUCAUGUGCAGAUAUCUUAGCUGUUGCAGCUCGGGAUUCUGUUGUUGCUUUGGGUGGCACUAGAUGGAAUGUGCCAUUAGGCAGAAGAGAUGCAACCACAGCAAGUUUCGAUGCUGCCGAAAGUAAUCUUCCUUCCCCAUUCUUAGAUCUUGCAGCUCUUAUAUCAGCAUUCUCAAACAAGGGUUUUACAGCUCAAGAAAUGGUGGUUCUCUCCGGUGGUCACACCAUAGGCCAAGCAAGGUGCCUUACAUUUCGGACUCGUCUCUAUGACAACACUGAAAGUAUAGAUUCUGCGUUUGCCUCAUCGUUAAAGCAAAACUGUCCAAGCUCAGGAGGAGAUGAUAACUUAUCUCCUCUUGAUGAAAGUGCUGGCACUUUUGACAACACAUAUUUCAAGAAUUUAGUGGGCAAAAAGGGUGUCUUGCACUCGGACCAACAGCUCUUUGGUAAUGGCUCUACAGAUUCUAUAGUCAACAGCUACAGCCUUAAUUCGGGGAAGUUCUUCACUGAUUUUGGGAAAGCCAUGACAAAAAUGGGAAACCUCAGCCCACUUACGGGAUCGAAUGGAGAGAUUAGAACCAAUUGCAGGAAGAUUAAUGGAUCUUAGGCAGCCUAUAUAUAUAAAUACACCUUGUACUUCCGAUCUAAGAGAAAAUAGGGAGGAAGGGUGUUGAAACUUCAAAUCGCUGCAUUUAAAUGGACUCUAACCAUAAAAUGCAUGGAUUUUAAUUAAUAAAAUCUUGGUUAGUAACCUUUAUCCUA